This is a messenger RNA of Lachancea mirantina, 3879 nucleotides long. The record is from the annotation of a GenBank genome assembly. Lineage: Eukaryota; Fungi; Ascomycota; Saccharomycetes; Saccharomycetales; Saccharomycetaceae.
AUGAAGUUUGGGAAAACAUUGCCUAAUCAUCAAGUCCCGGAAUGGUCACAUCAAUAUGUGAACUACAAAAACCUGAAAAAGCUAAUAAAGCAAAUAGUAUCAGUGCAAGAAGAAUUAAGGCGCAAAACUGGACAACCUGCGAAAAAUAACGGACCCUCGGUUGCAGGUUGGGGUGAUUAUUCACAUGUUGAUAAUUUUUUGAAUGAUCCAGAGGUUAAAAAGCUGUUGGCGUCCUUCUUUUUUGUUUUGGAUAGGGACAUUGAGAAGGUGGAUAAUUUCUACACUUCACAAUUUUUGGAGUAUGACAGAAGGCUCAGAAAGCUUCUUACCUCUGCCCAGUUUAAUGAGUUGAAUGCCUCAUUAUGUUCACAAGACGAUAGACCAGAGUACUCAAGUCACGUGGACCCGAAGAAUGAUUUUAUAACAUGGCAGGCCGGAGGGAUGUUUGCUGGCGAACCCCGGUUUCUUCCAACGCCAUCUGACUUGAAUGAGGAUCUUGAUGAGGCGCUUGCCGUGCUGAUCGAAUUGAGAUCGCGGUUCCGCAAUCUAAAAUGGUAUGCGGAAUUGAACAAAAGAGCCUUCACCAAGAUUUUGAAAAAACUGGACAAGAAAGUGGGCACAAUCCAACAACACACGUAUUUCCGAGCUCGUAUUUCGCCCCUUGGGAUCUGCAGUGACGCAGAGCUUAACAAAAAUUUGAUUUUGAUAAAUGACACGUUGGAGAGAGUUUCACCGAAGGUCAGAGAUUUGCAUUAUCCAAAUCGGGCUGGUUUGGGGUCAGAGGUUUUAGAAGCUAGGGAUUCUGGCUCCCCGGUCGAUGUUAUAUCCCAACUCAUUGAAAAGGACGAUGGGAAAGGUGUUAUCAAUGAAUUGAUUUCCAUAUAUCGCUCUGCUGUGCUAAUUCCGACACGUACUUUGAUUGCGUUGUUGAACAAGGCUGCCAUUUCCCAGUCUUUCCACUGCUUGGAUGAAAUUUUGGAGAUAAUUCCUGCUCUGGGUGAUUCUUCCGAUAUUAGUGGCAGAAACUUCUUCCAUCACCAUGUCAUUGCCUUGGGAAAGAGUUUUAAGACGAAAAACUCAAAUACUGAGGCGUCUCGGGAUUCUAAUGAUAAAAAUGAUCUCCACAUGCUUCUCUCCAACACAUUGAAUUUGGAGGUUGCUGCACCGCCAGAGUCUAACAGCAGAUUGAUCGGCGCUUUUGGACCGGACGGUGUCAAUUCAGAUGAUUCGCCUGUUUCUUUGAAAUAUAUCUUGAACAAAUUGCCUGCCCACUUGAGAUCGAGUUUACUACAAAGAGAUAACUACAAACGUACUCCUCUUCACUACUCUGCUCAAUACGGGCUGUUUGAAGUGUCAAACAUAUUGAUUAAGAGUUUGAAAGAUUGGGGUGUUUGGAACAAGGACGUCCCUAUUGAUGAGAUUGGCUCAUGGGGAGAUGCUGAAGGAAUGACCCCGCUGCAUUUGGCAGUAAUCGGUACGCAUCCAAGGACCGUUCGCAUUUUGACUGCGUAUGGAGACCCUGAAAAACCUUUCAGCUCUCCUAGACUACUGCAACUGGCGACAAGACUGAAUUCACCAAAACUGUUGGAAUCUUUGUUGUCCAUAAAAGGCUUUGACAUCAACUACGUGGAUCCGGAAACACACGAGACAGCGCUUUACAUUGCCUGCAAACUCAAUCUAUUAAAUGCCGCUCGGACUCUUUUAGAGAAGGGUGCUGAUACGGAAAUUCCUGAGGCGGCAUUUGGGUGGACCCCAAUUUUUGUGGCAGCUACAGAGGGAUUUCUAAAUAUGGUGACUCUCCUUCUUGAGUUCCACGCUAAGUAUGAGAUCUUUGACGAUAGCGGGUGGACACCAGUGGAACAUGCCGUCUUGCGUGGGCACAUGGAAGUGGCUGACUUGCUCGCGAUAGAAAAUAAUCCAGCCGUGACACAUCCCAAGCUUAACGAAAGCUUUGGGGAAGACGGCACGAAUUUUACCUCUUCCAUUCGGCCUUCUACGCCCAGCAAAGAUUUGAGAUCAGAAUCGCCUGAAAAGACUUUAUACAAAAAUGGUACCUUUUCGCACUCAUCAGUCGAGAAGUUAUCAGAGCCAUCUGCCAUUAGCAGCAAGAAAAAGCUUAUAAGAUCAACAUUGAUCAAUUCGCCCAAAGCUACCAUUGAACCCUCUUUCCAGUCAUCCGUCAAAUCCUUUGGCCACAAAUUUUUGAAAGAAGAUCAAUCAAUUAUUUUAAUUACAUUGGGGAGUAAAGACUCAAGGGAAAAGCUACAACCUGUAUCACUGAACGACGUUCCGCUUUCCAAGGCUUCAUCUACGGAGCUUGACACUGCUCUUUCUCUGGUUAUUUCAUGUUCUGAUGACUUGGGCGGUGCGCCUCACGUUCUCGAUUUGCCCCUGGACGACACCAUGGACACCAUCAAUUUUACAGUGCCCUUCAAGAAUGAUUCUGCCCACAUUUUGUAUUUCGAUGUUGUUCCGACCUACGGCUAUCAUGUGAGUUAUUCGUCAAAUUCAUCUAAAUCCAGUCUGGAUAACGUGGGGGGCGUUGGAUCAGCCCACAAUGUUUCAAAUUCGCAUGAUGUCUAUCAGAAGGGCCCGGUUCGAACCAAGCCUCCUGUGUUAGGGAGGGCAGUUGCUUUGCUUCAUAAAGCAUCCGCAUCAGUCGGACGGAAUCGCAGAGCACUUUCAAAUACCGUAACCGUUCCCAUUGUUGAGGGUGAAACUCUAAGUGUGCUAGGUACUGUGAGCUUUGAAUUCAUGGUAGUGACCCCAUUUUCACAUCCUAAAAUGUCUGACGAGCGUACGACAACUUAUUGGAAGUCACUAGUAUCUACCAGGGUUAUAGGCCACAGAGGUCUGGGCAAAAACAUGCUAGCUAACAAGUCCUUGCAAUUAGGAGAAAAUACGGUGGAAUCAUUCAUUGCAGCGGCAUCACUGGGGGCGUCCUAUGUUGAGUUUGACGUGCAGCUCACGAAGGAUAACAUUCCUGUUGUCUACCACGACUUCCUCGUCGCCGAGUCAGGCGCGGAUAUUCCCAUGCACGAGUUGACGCUAGAACAGUUUUUAGACCUGAACAACGCGGACAAACAUCACCAUCUGAAUGGUAGCGACAGUUCGCAGAAGCCGCAUUCCUUAGAUGACGUUGACGCGGCGGCCAUACAGAGGUCUCUCAGCACGAUCAGUGCUGAAGGAGGUCGCGGUAGAAAUAAGCAUCUGUGGAACGGCAUACCACUUUCGAAACAUUACGAGGACAGAAUGCGGCUUACCAGAACGUUUAAGAAGAACAAUUACAAAGGAAACGCGAGAGGUCACUCGAUUGCCUCUUCGUUUGUGACUUUGAAGGAGCUUUUCAAGAAAAUCCCCCAAAAUGUCGGUUUCAAUGUCGAAUGCAAGUACCCGAUGCUCGACGAGGCCCAGGAGGAAGAUAUCGGUCAGGUUGCAGUGGAGCUGAACCAUUGGUGCGACACGGUUUUGAAAGUGGUAUACGACAACGCCAAGGGCAGAGACAUUAUUUUCUCGUCGUUCCACCCGGAUAUCUGCGUGAUGCUUUCCCUGAAACAGCCCUCGAUUCCGAUUUUGUUUCUAACCGAGGGCGGUACACAGAAAAUGGCAGAUCCGCGGGCCGCAUCGCUGCAGAACGCGAUUCGGUUUGCCAGGUCCUGGAAUUUGCUGGGCAUCGUUUCUGCGGCGAAACCCAUAGUUCGCGCACCGAGACUGGCGCAGAUCGUCAAAUCCAAUGGACUGGUGUGCGUUACGUACGGCGUGGACAACAACGAUCCGGAGGUGGCCAAGAUCGAGAUGGACGCGGGCGUCGACGCCGUCAUUGUCGACAGCGUCCUUGCCGUGCGUCGUGGACUGACCAAGUACGCGUCGCCGGCGUAG